Molecule: messenger RNA, 554 nt
Organism: Baudoinia panamericana UAMH 10762
Lineage: Eukaryota; Fungi; Ascomycota; Dothideomycetes; Mycosphaerellales; Teratosphaeriaceae
Exons: 1
Coding region: 179-463 (94 amino acids)
Source: RefSeq, a predicted model, not a curated record
GCCAAAUUUAGUGUGAGGAUCUUGAUAUCGCUUAUUUCGAGGUGUUGCUAAUUACUAGUAGCCGUAGCUGCUAUGCCUACUAUACGGUACCCGCUAUACGUUACGGCGCGAGCCCAUAAGCUUAUUCAAUACGAGAUUGCGAAUAGUAUAGUAGUUGUCGUUAUAAGUAGCACUACCUAUGUCCUUAACUAGCUUAUUAUAUAGAUCAACGGUAUUGCGCUUAACCUUAAUGUGCAGUGUGUAUCUAAUGUCCUCUAUUUUACCAGUUAUUACACCCUCUACUAGCUCCUCCUCCUCCACCGGCGGCGACGACGGCACUAACAGCUGUUUCUACUUCUUCUGCUGCUACUUCUGCUUCUGCUACUGUUUCUGCUUCUUCUUCUUCUUUAUAGGACAAGGUAUAGGCGGCUGGGAGCCUUCGAAGGGCGUAGGCAUACUGCGCUUGCGCCUACUGGCACGCUGAGAUAUCGCUAACACCUCAGAAAGUGCUAUAAUACGACUUCUCACACAAAUAAUGGCUUCACACUCCGAAUUAGGCAAUCGACGACGAGCUG